AUGGCUUCUGCCAAAGAAAAUUACGAAGUAACCUCACCCCAAGAGGAUUCUGAUGCUGUUCUUUCGCCUGUCGUAGAGCCUGAACCAAUACCGGGGAUCGACGGUGUGCCUGUGCGAUGGUACGAUGCGGACCGAACGGAAUCAUACACGCGCAUAACGCCCUUCCAGGAGCGACAUGAUACUAGCGUUGAGUUCUUUUACAAACCCAUCACGCUAACUGCGCUUUCUGUUGGUCUCAUAAUCCUCGCAUACGUUGCUACUACCCAGGACGUUCUGGAAGAGGGUCGCGACAAGCGUCGCAUCGGUGUCUAUGCAGCAAUAUCAUCAUUCCUCGUAUUUUCAAUGUUGCAGUUCCGUGAUGGACCCUUCAUCCGACCACACCCCGCCUUUUGGCGUGUAGUUCUUGGAAUAAACCUUCUAUACGAACUGGCCCUAGUUUUCCUGUUGUUUCAAGACCUCGGAUCUGCGAGGACGAUGAUGACCUACAUAGACCCCGCUCUUGGGGUUCCUCUACCAGAGAAGAGCUACGCAGAAGACUGUACAUUGACUCCUCGGACCAUCUGGAAUGCACUUGAUAUAUUCUGUGUUGCCCAUGCCCUUGGAUGGUUUGGUAAAGCAAUGAUCUUACGUGACUAUUGGUUUUGUUGGAUUUUGAGCAUCAUGUUUGAGCUGGCCGAGUACAGCCUGCAGCAUCAAUUACCAAAUUUUGCUGAGUGUUGGUGGGACCACUGGAUACUAGAUGUUUUACUCUGCAAUUGGAUUGGAACAUAUUUAGGGAUGAAAACAUGCCAAUACUUCGAAGUCAAGCCCUAUGAAUGGCGUGGUCUCCGCCAGCACCGUGGUAUUCGCUCGAAAGCACGACGGGUGCUCAGCCAAUUCUCCCCACACGACUUCACGGCGUUCAAGUGGGGGACAGCCACCGACUUCCUCCAUUACUCGACUGUUGUCUUGUUGUUGGCGGUAUUCCUUGCCGCAGAACUAAACCCCUUCUACUUGAAGAGUCUCUUGUGGCUGGAACCGGAUCACCCCAUCAUCAUUCUUCGCUUGGCCUUCAUCUUCCUCUGCGCCCUCCCAGCCGUCAGAGAGUUGUUCCAGUAUAUUAAUGACCCACGAAAGGCCGUGAGAAUGGGCCAGCAUGUCUGGCUGUUGUUGGCGACGGUCAUUACUGAAUUCCUUGUCAUCGCGAAGUGGAGUAAGGGACAGUUCUCCGAGCCGUUCCCUACGGCAGUGAAAUGGGGCUGGUCCUUUGGAUUCAUGCUACUGGUGUUGUAUCCGACAGUGCAGUUCGGUGUGCCAAGCAUUCGAAGAUACGUUAGAAAGCACAAGCGCGGGCUCGAAGUCAAGGCCACCUAA
Pleurotus ostreatus (oyster mushroom) is the source of this 1353-nucleotide messenger RNA. RefSeq lists its product as uncharacterized. The coding region runs from base 1 to 1353 and encodes 450 amino acids. The transcript has 16 exons. Gene Ontology annotation, molecular function: L-serine-phosphatidylethanolamine phosphatidyltransferase activity. NCBI's taxonomy places the organism in Eukaryota, Fungi, Basidiomycota, Agaricomycetes, Agaricales, Pleurotaceae. The record is from RefSeq and is a predicted model, not a curated record. Gene Ontology annotation, biological process: phosphatidylserine biosynthetic process.